Hevea brasiliensis (rubber tree) is the source of this 1185-nucleotide messenger RNA. RefSeq lists its product as uncharacterized. Gene Ontology annotation, molecular function: RNA binding. The coding region runs from base 142 to 891 and encodes 249 amino acids. The transcript is spliced from 9 exons. Lineage: Eukaryota; Viridiplantae; Streptophyta; Magnoliopsida; Malpighiales; Euphorbiaceae. The record is from RefSeq and is a predicted model, not a curated record.
GGUUAGGGUAGUUUUGGAAGAACUGUGCUGGUAUAUAACAUACGAGACAUCUCGGUAAGCGGUUUAGGGCUUAAAAGAAUAAACGAAGCCGUAGAAGAGGGCUCUUUCUUGGCCGAGCAAACUUAUCUUCAAAUCUUCAAGAUGGAUCGGUACCAGAGAGUGGAGAAGCCUAAAGCUGAUACACCAAUUGACGAGAAUGAGAUUCGUAUUACUAGUCAGGGAAGGAUGCGCAGUUACAUCUCAUAUGCCAUGAGUUUGCUUCAAGAAAAAGGAUCGAAUGAGAUUGUGUUCAAAGCAAUGGGAAGAGCCAUCAACAAGACUGUGACUAUAGUGGAGUUAAUCAAGAGAAGAAUUGUUGGUCUCCAUCAGAUCACAGCAAUUGGAUCCACAGACAUAACUGAUACAUGGGAGCCCCUUGAGGAAGGCCUCCUUCCUUUGGAAACCACUAGGCAUGUGUCAAUGAUUACGAUUACCCUUUCCAUGAAGGAACUGAAUACAUCUUCUGUUGGGUACCAGUCUCCCUUACCUGCAGAACUGGUGAAGGGAUCAGCAGAAUUUGAUUAUGAAGGAGAGGGCUCACCAAAUGGCCGAGGUAGGAGUCGAGGUGGUAGAGGGAGGGCAAAGGGUAGAGGAAAUGGAUUUGUUAUCGUAUAUGAAGAUGGCGGUUGGGAUCGCAACAGGGGCCAUUUCAGAGGUAGGGGAAGAGGACGAGGACGGAGUUUCCGAGGCCGUGGGAGAGGAGGGUACAAUGGACCUCAUGCUGACAUGCAGCAAGAUGGAGGUUACAAUUAUGAUGCACCUGCUCAAGGCCGUGGUCGUGGCCGCGGGAGGGGAAAUCGUGGAAGGGGCCGCGGAUUUAGAUCCAAUGGGCCGAUCCAGGCAACUGCGUGAGAUGCUCAUGUGGCUUUCCUUUGAUUGCAGUGCUGUUGACCAUGUUUUAUGUCUUCUCCAAUAUCAUAUUUUAUUAGUCUCUUUUAUCCAAAUUUUCCCCUAUGUCCGAAUUAGGAGUUUUUUAUUUUUAUUUUUUUAACUUUAGGACAUAUUCAUCUGUAGCCCUUAGACUAAUCUUUGUAGCUUGGAAUUGUUGGCUUUGAGGCGUUCUAGGUGUAAUGUGUUGCUUGAAGCCUUGAACAAUCGUAACUGUGUUUAUUUCUUUUGAGCAGUGCAUUCUUUUAUUUUUCUGUU